Messenger RNA from Zymoseptoria tritici IPO323, 2037 nucleotides. RefSeq lists its product as uncharacterized. Gene Ontology annotation, molecular function: protein binding. The coding region runs from base 1 to 2037 and encodes 678 amino acids. The transcript has a single exon. Gene Ontology annotation, biological process: spliceosomal complex assembly; mRNA splicing, via spliceosome. Gene Ontology annotation, cellular component: Prp19 complex; precatalytic spliceosome; post-mRNA release spliceosomal complex. NCBI's taxonomy places the organism in Eukaryota, Fungi, Ascomycota, Dothideomycetes, Mycosphaerellales, Mycosphaerellaceae. The record is from RefSeq and is a predicted model, not a curated record.
AUGGAGUCCUCACGAGGGCCUCCACGGGUCAAGAACAAGGCCGCCGCGCCUCAGCAGAUCUCCGCCGAGCAGCUUCUCCGAGAAGCCGUCGACCGACAGGAGCCCGGUCUCGCCGCGCCUACACAGCGAUUCGCGGAUCUCGAGGAACUUCAUGAGUACCAGGGCCGGAAACGAAAGGAAUUCGAGGACUAUGUACGCCGGAAUCGGCUUAAUAUGGGCAAUUGGUUCCGCUAUGCCGCCUGGGAACUGGAGCAGAAAGAGUACCGUCGCGCCCGUAGCGUGUUCGAGCGUGCGCUGGACGUGGAAAGCACGAAUAUUCAGCUAUGGCUCCGCUACAUCGAUGCCGAGAUGAAGGAGAGGAACAUCAACCAUGCGCGGAAUUUGCUCGACCGAGCUGUGACCAUUCAGCCAAGAAUCGACAAGCUGUGGUACAAGUAUGUGUACAUGGAGGAGAUGCUGGGUAAUGUCCCUGGGACAAGACAGGUCUUUGAGCGGUGGAUGUCGUGGGAACCGGAGGAGGCGGCUUGGAGCGCGUAUAUCAAGUUGGAGAAGCGCUAUGGCGAAUACGAAAGAGCAAGGAACAUCUUCGAACGCUUCACAAUCGUACACCCGGAGUCUCGGAACUGGAUCAAGUGGGCCCGUUUUGAGGAAGAAAAUGGCACGAGCGACUUGGUGAGAGAGGUGUUCGGUAUGGCGAUUGAGACUCUCGGCGACGAAUUCAUGGAUGAGAAGCUCUUUAUUGCGUACGCCAGGUUCGAAGCAAAGUUGAAGGAGUAUGAGCGUGCUCGCGCCAUCUACAAAUAUGCUCUGGACCGCAUGCCCCGAUCAAAAUCGGCAAUUCUGCACAAAUCUUAUACCACGUUCGAGAAGCAGUUCGGCGAUCGCGAAGGUGUGGAAGAUGUCGUAUUGAGUAAACGCCGAGUUCUCUACGAGGAGCAGGUGAAGGAGAAUCCCAAGAAUUACGAUUCGUGGUUUGACUACGCACGAUUGGAGGAGUCCAGCGGUGACCCUGAUCGUGUGAGAGACGUAUACGAGCGUGCGAUCGCCCAAUUACCACCAUCACAGGAAAAGCGACACUGGCGACGAUACAUUUACCUCUGGAUCUUCUACGCACUGUACGAGGAGCUUGAGACCAAGGACGUUUCCCGCGCCGCUCAAGUCUACGACGAAGCUCUGAAGAUUCUACCUCACAAGAAAUUCACCUUUGCGAAAAUCUGGAUACUCAAGGCACACUUCCAUCUUCGUCAAGCAGACCUCACUCAAGCACGCAGGACACUUGGAACCGCGAUUGGCAUGUGCCCGAAGAAUCGCCUCUUCCGAGCCUACAUCGACAUGGAACUCAAGCUCUUCGAAUUUGUGCGGUGCCGGACCUUGUACGAGAAAUGGAUCGAGUUCGAUGCUAGCAACAGUCAAGCCUGGAUCAAGUUUGCCGAGCUGGAGCGCGGGUUGGAAGAUCUCGACCGGACACGAGGCAUAUUCGAGCUGGCGACGCAGCAGGAGGUUUUGGACAUGCCGGAGUUGGUGUGGAAGGCAUACAUCGACUUUGAGGAGGAAGAAGGAGAGUUUGAACGCACCCGCGAGCUGUAUGAAAGACUCCUGGCGAAAACGGAUCAUGUCAAGGUCUGGGUCAGCUAUGCGCACUUCGAGAUCAACGUGCCGGACGCUGCAGAAGAGGAGAUGGACGAGGACGAAGAGGCGCCUAUAUCAGAUGCUGCCAAGGCCAGAGCACGCGCCAUCUUCGACCGAGCACACAAAUUGUACAGGGACCGCAAUCUCGUCGAUGAACGUGUGGCAUUGCUCCAGGCCUGGGAUGGCUUCGAGACCACGCAUGGUUCGGAUGAGGACAAGGAGAAGGUCAAGAAGAUGCUGCCGAGACGGGUCAAGAAGCGGAGAAAGUUGGACGAUGACUCCUUUGAGGAGUACCUCGACUUUGUCUUCCCUAACGACGACGAGAGCAGUCGGAAUAUCAGCAAGCUUUUGCUGCGUGCUCAGAAAUGGAAAGAGCAAAUGGCAGCUGCUGGGAAUGGGGACGCAUAG